This is a messenger RNA of Priapulus caudatus, 1125 nucleotides long. RefSeq names its product putative nuclease HARBI1. Bases 32 to 931 code for a protein of 299 amino acids. The transcript has 2 exons. The record is from RefSeq and is a predicted model, not a curated record. NCBI's taxonomy places the organism in Eukaryota, Metazoa, Priapulida, Priapulimorpha, Priapulimorphida, Priapulidae.
UGAAACUAUUACUGGCAGCAUUGGGCCUAUAAUGGCUGGUCAGUAUAGUCGACAAUCACACAUACCAUUCGACAAGCAGGUGUUGGUAUUUGUGUACUACUGUGCUACUCAAGAUCCCUUGAUGAGGAUUGGCGAUUUCUUUGGAAUUUGUGAAGCCUCGGUGUACAAUAUUAUAGACAACCUGUCUAAUGUAAUGAUCAACCACCUACAGAAAGAAUUUAUAAAAUGGCCAUCUGGAGCGGAGAUACAUAAUGUAUUCAAUGGCUUUAGUGAUGUACAAGGAAUUCCUAAUGUGCUAGGAGCUUUAGAUGGAACACACAUCCCCAUAAAGAGUCCUAAACAGGAUUCUGAAGCAUACGUAAACAGAAGGAAAUUUCAUUCGAUAAACGUAUCAGCUAUUUGCAAUCAUGAAAUGUUGUUUACUUAUGUGUACAGCGGUUGGCCAGGGUCAACGCACGAUUCGCGUGUUUUUAAAAACAGCACUCUAGCUAUUCAAUGCGAGAACGACAACAAAAGGAGAGUUUUUUUCCCUGAAAAUAGCCAUCUGCUUGGAGAUUCGGCGUAUGAACUUACUGACAUGUUACUCACCCCCUUCAAGGAUAACGGAAAUCGAAGCAAAAUUGAAAUGGGGUAUAAUUACAAACAUAGCUCUACACGUAUGAAAAUCGAAAAUGCUUUCGGACUAUUAAAAGGACGCUUUCGCAGAUUGAAAUACAUUGACAUGCAUAAACACAACAGAUUAAUAGAUCUAAUUUCUAGUUGCUUCGUGAUGCACAACAUAUGUCUGCUAAGCAAUGACAUGGUUGAAGAAUAUCUGCAAGAAGGACGGCAGAAUGACACUGACAUGCAUGACGAUGCUGAAGAACUAGGUAACGACAAGGCAUCAGGUAUUGCAAAACGCAGAGCUAUUUCUAUACUGUUAGAAAGUUAGACCGUGUGAUCCCUCUUCGGGGUAGGUCGUCAGGUCCUACAUAUAUAUAGCACCAGAAAAAAACCGGGGUAUUGUGCAUUUCUACGCGCGUUGCAUAGCAGGCCUAAUUGUUACAGAUAGCUGCUACGUUGAUAGAAUAAAAUUUCUUUUAACGGUUAUGCGCGUUGCUAAAAAUAGAUAAAAACAAAAUGUAA